UGGUCGAAGAUGCUCUUAGUCUUAGACCAUGGUGGUCCUGGUCCAUGACCCAUCGUUCUAUUAAUAAAAAACUAAAAACAAAAACAAAUAGAAAACAAAUCUGAACGCAAAUCCUGCCACCACGGCCGAUAUGGACUUGAGUGGCAGAAGAAAAAGCCUUCUUCUUCUUCUUCUUCUCCUUCACUUCCAAUUCUUAGCAUUUUUCUCAGUCACAGUCACAGUCACAGUCACAGCCACUUCAUCAUCAGCAGAGGACCCAAUCUCAUCAUCAUCAUCAGCCAUAUCAAGGUUCCGACACUACCUCCAAAUCAACACUGCCCACCCAACUCCCCUGUACUACCAAGCAGCCGAUUACAUCCUCUCCCAGGCCGAGUCCUUGUCCCUCGAAUCCCAAACCCAUGAGUUCGUCAAAGGCAAGCCACUCGUCCUCCUCAAAUGGCCAGGAUCCGACCCUUCUCUUCCUUCGAUCCUUCUUAAUUCACACACCGACGUCGUUCCAGUCGAGAACGACAAGUGGGUUUACCCUCCCUUCUCUGCCCAUGUCGAUUCACAUGGGAAUAUAUACGCCAGAGGCUCUCAGGACACCAAAUGCAUUGGCUUUCAGUACCUGGAGGCCAUUCGACGCUUGAAGGCUAAUGGGUUCCGGCCAAUUCGCUCGGUUUAUGUGUCUUUUGUACCUGACGAGGAGAUUGGUGGACGAGAUGGUGCUCACAAGUUCGCUGAAUCAGAUGUUUUCAGGGAUAUGAAUGUGGGUAUUGUGCUCGAUGAAGGGUCGACUUCGGAAGAUGAGAAUUACAAGGCGUUUUUUGCGGAGAGGUGUCCAUGGUGGCUGGUGAUCAAAGCUACAGGGGCACCAGGCCAUGGAGCAAAGCUUUAUGACAACACUGCCAUGGAGAACCUGUUGAAAAGCAUUGAGAGUAUCAGGCGUUUUCGAGCUUCACAGUUUGACUUGGUCAAGGCGGGUUUGAAGGCUGAUAGUGAGGUUAUCUCUGUUAACAUGGUGUUUCUGAAAGCUGGCACCCCGUCACCAACUGGUUUUGUCAUGAAUUUGCAGCCAUCUGAAGCUGAAGCAGGUUUUGAUAUAAGAGUCCCACCAAAUGCUGAUCCAGAGGCUUUAGAGACACGCAUUGCUCAAGAAUGGGCACCUGCUUCACGCAAUAUGACAUUUGAGUUCAAAAUGAAGGUUCCUGUGCGUGAUAAGUUUGGGAGACCAGUCAUCACCACAACUGACAGUUCAAACCCCUGGUGGAAUCUGUUGGAAGAAGCAGUAAGGAAAGCUAAUGGAAAACUUGAUAAGCCAGAGAUAAAUCUUGGUACAACAGAUGCUCGCUACUUCCGGGUACUGGGAAUACCAGCUAUUGGCUUCUCUCCUAUGAUCAAUACUCCUGCCCGUCUUCAUGACCACAAUGAGUUCCUGCACAAAGAUGAAUAUCUGAAAGGAAUUCAUAUUUAUGAAUCUAUUAUCAGAGCUUAUGCAUCCCAUGUAGAGGAUGAAAGAAAUGGAAGCUCCAAAGAUGAGUUAUGAGAGGGAAAAUAAGCUAACUCAUGUCUUCUGAGGUACAUUGCCUGAUGGUAUUUCAUGUGCUUAAUCGCAAUGGGAUAAGAGAAGUCUGGUAAAGCAGGGGUUGAUCUCCAACUAUGCAGGGGACUGAUUCAUUACAACACUGGCUGGAUGUUUUGGUAAUCAGACAUGAUAAAAAAGCAACUUUGUUCCCACGUCAUAUUGAAUUUCCUUUAAAUUUGUACCAGAACAUACAAGAUUCAAUGAAUAUUACAGCGUGAAUUAGUUCAAUUCUA
Molecule: messenger RNA, 1797 nt
Organism: Ziziphus jujuba (common jujube)
Lineage: Eukaryota; Viridiplantae; Streptophyta; Magnoliopsida; Rosales; Rhamnaceae
Exons: 5
Coding region: 131-1525 (464 amino acids)
Biological process (GO): amino acid metabolic process
Cellular component (GO): cytoplasm
Molecular function (GO): aminoacylase activity
Source: RefSeq, a predicted model, not a curated record